This is a messenger RNA of Syngnathoides biaculeatus (alligator pipefish), 2415 nucleotides long. It is a transcript of the gene il1rl2, whose product is annotated as interleukin-1 receptor type 1. The record is from RefSeq and is a predicted model, not a curated record. The transcript is spliced from 11 exons. The coding region runs from base 555 to 2237 and encodes 560 amino acids. Gene Ontology annotation, biological process: signal transduction. Lineage: Eukaryota; Metazoa; Chordata; Actinopteri; Syngnathiformes; Syngnathidae.
UCCCACAGCUCUGAACAUCCCCUUUGUUCUUAAAAAUGGGAACUAGAACACUUUUCCUCCAACAUUAAAAAAAAAAAAAAAAAAUGUAUAAUGUUAGCAAUAAGGUGCAUUGAGGACCUUCUAUACACUUUAACUUUUUAAAGGUGGACUAACAGGUCUUUGAGGGCCAGAAUUGUUGCUAAUUGGCGGGGGCUCAAAUACUUAUUUGCAGCAGUAACAUACACAAAAAUAACUUUCAAAAAUCAUAUAUUGUGAUUUCCGGAUUUUUAUUUUUGAUUAUAUGUCUCACAGUGGACAUUCACCUAAGAUGAAUAUUUCAGACCUCUCCAUGAUGUCAAAGUGCUGUCGAUAUGAAUGUGAGCAGUAAAAAUAGUCAGCGGCGUUGUACGGCAAGCGGUAAAGCUACACUCUACAUACUGUAUAGUGUGCGUGUAGUACACAGCCAAUCAAUUUGUGUGUGUACAGUUUUUGUGUGACCUUCCUGCUUAUUGCGUCAGAUCGUCUCACUUCCCUCCAUCGAUUGUUUCUCUUCAAGUGCCGUGGGGGGAGCAGGAAUGGCUUGGCUGUGCGUACUCGCUGUACUGCUCCAAGCAGCGGUCGCACGCGGCCAUCAGGGGCCGCCAGACACCCACCACGCCAGUCCGGGCCACCUCCUGCUGCUCAAGUGCCCCAUCAGCGGGGUACACAGCAACGUCACGUGGACCCGGGAGGCGGCGUCGGCGGGGGCCAAGGUUUCUCUUCCUCCUGGUGUGGAAGUCAGAGAUGGGUUUCUGUGGUUCCUGCCCAUGCAGACAACCCACAAUGGCACCUACAGCUGCCAGAGUGCCGAGGUGCAAAGCCGAACUGUCAAGAUCGACUUUAGAGUGUUGGUGUCCACUGGACUUUGUCCCCCCGCGGCUGAAGUGAGGAGCAUCUCCCUGGGGGCCACCCAGAGCCUCCCCUGCAAGCUGGACCACGUCUUACGGCUCAACAACAUGAGUAACGUACGGUGGCUCAAGGACUGCCACCCAGUGGAGCGCGAAGGCGCCCCCGUCAGCGUGCACGACGGCGGCUUCAUCAGGCUGCACAAGGCCACGCGGGAGGACGCCGGCACGUACACCUGCCUGGUCAAUGUCAGCCUUGGAGGCAGAAUGUACACUUCAGCGCGUAGCAUCCAGCUGCGCAUCAACGACAUGUUGACGCAGACAGUUCUUAUCAAGCCUGAGGUGAUCCAGCAUCAACAACAACAGACGGUCACCGUGGAUAUUGGUGCGCGGGUGGAGCUGAAGUGUUUGGCCUUCGUGGGCUUCAGCCAGGAUCAGGAGACAUUCAUGUUCUGGGUUGUAAACGGCAGCUUCGUCGACGAUGACCCGGAGCUGCAGGAGUCCUUCCGAAUCACUCCAGACCAAGGCCGUGUGUUCGGUGAGUCUACGCUGACUAUCUCUAGAGUCCUACCUCGCUUCCUCAACGUGUCCAUUCGUUGUCGGGUCCAGAGCCCUCGAGACGUGAAGGACUGCCUGGUGCACCUCAGAGAAGCCAAUCACAGCUGGUUCCACGCUGGCGUAGCUGUGGGUUCGGCUUCAUUGCUUCUUCUGCUUCUGGCGCUACUGUUGGCCUUCUUCAAGGUGGAUGUCGCGUUGGCGUCCAGGAAGCUGCGUGGCUAUUUUGUGACGCCACAAGAUGCGGACUGGGUCCCGUACGACGCCUUGGUGAGCGUGGUCCACGGUUCAGGCUCUGAGACGGGCCCAAGCGUAGCAUCUGACUUCGCCCUGCAGCUGCUUCCCAGCCGUCUGGAGGAGCAACACGGCUACCGUCUCUUCAUCGCGGGCCGAGACGACAGCCCAGGAGAAGCAAGACACGACACCAUGGCGGCCGCCAUACAGAGAUGCCGGCGCUUGAUCAUCGUAGUGGAGUCGGAGACGGACGAUGAGGAGGAGGAGGAGAAGAAGGAAGAGAAGAAGGAGGCAUGCGAGUGGCGGCCCUUAAGCCAUGACGACCGACAGCUGAGCUACGAACAGAAGCUGGGCCUGCAUGAUGCGUUGACGCAUAACACGCCUGCAGUCAUCCUUCUGGAAAUAGAUGGUCCGCCUGAUUACCGUCACCUGCCGCAGUCUCUGGGCUUCAUCAAGAGGAGGCAGGGGGCGCUCACGUGGAGGAAACACAAGCGCAACAGAGUCUUCUGGAAGAAGCUCAGAUUCCUCAUGCCCGCCGUGCCAGCCGCGAGACAAUCCAGACUGCGUCCAGACCACAUUUUGUGAACGCGCACAUUGACAAUAGCUGUGUUGGGCAUCACUCCCCAUCAAAUUCACGACAUAGCGGCCUUGAGUCAAGGCCGUUGAAGUGGGGGUCAAAGUUGAACAGCUGUGUCAGAGCCCCCAUUGUCCCUGACGUCAUGAGUGUUGAAAUUAUUUAUCAAAUUAAAGUUCCGUAAGGUUG